This is a messenger RNA of Solenopsis invicta (red fire ant), 1333 nucleotides long. RefSeq lists its product as uncharacterized. Bases 550 to 1101 code for a protein of 183 amino acids. The transcript has 7 exons. Lineage: Eukaryota; Metazoa; Arthropoda; Insecta; Hymenoptera; Formicidae. The record is from RefSeq and is a predicted model, not a curated record.
CGGACGGUUGUGAGGGUGCCGUCACAUGGGGCGUAACUUGCGUAAGUGUAACUUGCGCCAACCAAUAUCGUUUUAGUGGAACAUCAGUUUCCGCCUAGUUACUUUACGCUUUUUACGUUAUUAUCGUUACGUCGAAUCCAAUUUCCUGCGUAAGAAACGCUGUGUGCAUGUAUUGGUAACACAUGUAUUAAAUAAGCAGAACAAAGUUGAAGGAUGGCUAAUGAAAUCACGACAAAACAAAAACUGCGACAGAUUUUACAUGUAAAGAUACAUUAGAUGAACUCUUGAUUGGAGCGGUGAAAACAAGGAGCGCUUUAUGACUAUAAUACACCUGCUUCAGAAAGAACCAAUUUACGCAAAAAUGCUUUGUGGCAAGAAGUUUCCAACAUUCUAGGAGGGGCUCUUACUUCAGAGGAGGCAAAGGCUCGAUGGAAAUAUUUACGAGACAACUAUCUAAAAGCUCGCAAAAAGGUCAAAGCUUAUAUUCCCAGUAAAUCCGCAGCUGAAACUGCUAAUGUAAAGAAACCUAAAUUCAGGUUUUAUGAUCUCAUGACAUUCUUGAAUGAUGUUUUCGAGAGACGGCAGACCGUCAGUUCAUUGUCAGACGUUGCUGAACAUAAAACAAAUGUAUUACCUGAGCAAUAUGAAGAUGAUACUGGAGCUUCAAAGUUUACCGAUAUUUCUCCUGAGACGUCGACUUCACCACUGAUGCUGAUUACCACUCGUGUACGAACGCUUACACCAACUUCCUUUAUUCCGCGGACCUCGACACCCAACAAUGUCUCUCUACAAACGUCAACUCUUGGUGUGACUUCACGAACACCGAUCAUAAAUUCGAAAAAAUUUUUGAAAACUGCUGAUUACGAUUUAGAUAUAUCCCAGCACAUUCCUGUAGCCAAAAAGAAAAAGAACGAUACUUUCCAAGAAGCUAUAAUAGAAGCGUUGAAAGAGCCAACAGUGCAGGCUGAUCCAUUAGAUGGAUUUUUAGCACGGUUGGGAGAAGGCAUGCAAAGGCUACCAUAUCGCGAUAGAGCUCGCCUAGAAAUACAAUUUUUGACAAUACUCGCCGAAAAAGAAGAUCUUUGUGCUAACAAAGAAUGAUCCAAGAAAAACUGAUUCGUGAAGAAUGUUCCACAAUUCCUCACAUGUCUCUGAAAUAAUCUUUGAGACAGUGUUUAUUCCAAUUCGAAAAGAAAAAGCUAUUGAACUCAUACUGUCUCCAGAGGCUAAAUAACGCAGACAUAUUAAAAGCCGGGUACGGGCUGGUAUUGGCUCUCGAAUGACAUUCUGUUUUGCAAUGCGUGGCUCAACAAUAUCUAAUAAUUGAUCGAAC